AAAUAAUUUUAAAAUUAAUUAAUAUUUCACAUUGCAGUAAAUUUAAUUAUAUAUUUAUGCUAAAAUUAUUAUUCCUUAUUACACUUAUCAUUGGAUAAUUUAUUAUUAGUAGCUUGUAAUGGCUCCACUGAUGUAAUAAUCAUACAUGUAAAAUUACAGACUGGGUUUUCAUUUGUCAAGUCAAAUGCCUCAGCAGUCUUCUUCAUCUUCUUUGUCCUUGCUAUUUCCUACCCACUUCUCUUGCACAUAUUAUCAAACACCUUGUGCGCGUUACACAGAGCUCAAUUAACGCUAUGGAUCGUUUCAGAUUUCUCCGUUUUCUUGUAUUGAUUCUGCUUUCUGUUGUACUUUCGCGCCUCGAUGAUGCUAUUUGUGCUGUAGUUGAAGAUGAUCUCAGAUGUUUAGAAGGAUUCAAGAAUUCCAUCGACGAUCGGAGUAACAAUCUGAAUUCAUGGGACUUGAAGAAUACCACAAUCGGUGCUAUAUGCAAGUUUGUUGGUGUUGCUUGUUGGAAUGAAAAGGAGAACCGGAUCAACGGCCUUAGUCUUCCGAAUAUGGAACUUGGUGGGAAGGUUACACAAGCCGUAGAGUAUUGUGCUAGCUUGACAACGCUUGAUCUGUCUGGUAAUCGUUUUUCUGGGUCAAUUCCAUCAGAAAUUUGUACUUGGUUACCUUUUUUGACAACCCUAGAUUUGUCGAAUAACGCUUAUUCAGGUGCUAUUCCUGCUGAUCUUGCUAAAUGCUCCUUUUUGAAUAAGUUAAUGCUUAAUGAUAACAAGCUUACGGGGAGUAUUCCACCUGAAUUUUCUAGUUUGGGUAGGCUGAAGAUUUUCUCUGUGGCGAAUAAUCAGCUCUCCGGUAGGAUUCCGGCGGCUUUCGAUUCGUCUAACUUUGAUUUUGAGGGGAAUAACUUGUGUGGUGGACCUUUGGGGAAAUGUGGAGGGCUUAGUAAGAAAAGCUUAGCUAUUAUUAUUGCAGCAGGAGUAUUUGGUGCUGCUGCUUCGAUGUUGUUGGCCUUUGGUGCGUGGUAUUGGUUUUUUACCAAGGCGGGGAAGAGGAAGAGAGGGUAUGGGAUUGGGAGAGAUGACUCUGAUAGUUGGGCCGAUAAGCUGAGAGCUCACAAGCUCACGCAGGUUAUGUUGUUCCAGAAACCGCUUGUCAAGGUUAAAUUAGCUGAUUUGUUGAUUGCUACAAAUGGUUUCAGUUCGGGCAAUGUUAUCAACUCGACUAGAAUGGGUACUACUUAUAAUGCUGUGUUGCGUGAUGGCUCUGCACUUGCUAUUAAGCGGCUUAAUACUUGCAAACUGGGUGAGAAGCAGUUUGGGAUUGAGAUGAAUAGGCUAGGGCAACUUAGGCAUCCUAAUUUGGUGCCACUGUUGGGGUAUUGUGUUGUUGAAGAGGAGAAGCUUUUGGUUUAUAAACACCUGUCAAAUGGUACUUUGUAUUCAUUCUUGAAUGGGAAUGCGAGUGAAUUGGAUUGGCCUGCUCGGUUUAGAAUUGGUUUGGGUGCUGCUAGAGGCCUUGCUUGGUUACAUCAUGGUUGUCACCCACCUAUCCUGCACCGAAACAUAUGUUCUAAUGUUAUUUUCCUUGAUGAAGACUUUGAUCCUAGAAUAAUGGAUUUUGGGCUGGCAAGGUUGAUAACACCUUCAGAUGCAAAAGAGUCUAGCUUUGUGAAUGGAGAGUUGGGUGAACUUGGCUAUGUAGCUCCAGAGUAUGCCAGUACAAUCGUGCCUUCACUGAAAGGGGAUGCUUAUAGCUUUGGGGUAGUGCUUUUGGAGUUGGCUACUGGACAAAAACCUCUUGAAGUUACCGCUGGUGAAGAGGGAUUCAAGGGUAAUUUGGUGGACUGGGUGAAUCAGCUCUAUAUUGCAGGCCGCAUUAAAGAUGCAAUUGACCAGAACAUGCGUGGGAGGGGACAUGAUGAAGAGAUUGUGCAAUUCCUAAAGGUUGCUUGUAAUUCUGUGGUUUCUCGGCCCAAUGAUCGGUGGUCUAUGUAUCAGGUUUAUGAAGCACUUAAGAGCAUGGCAGAAAAACAGGGUUUCUCCGAACAGUAUGAUGAAUUCCCGUUACUAUUUGGGAAAGAAGGUGCAACUAGCAUCCCUGUUUGAAGCCGGAAUUGCGAAAGCAUUACUAUAUGUUUCACUCCCAGUGAACAUGGUGCAUCCUGUUGUAAGUUUUCAGUUCCUAUUGGUGUAAGUGACAUCACACUGUUUUGAUUGGCUUAGAAGUGCACCCUUUUAAGUAUUUAUGUAUUAUAUUUGCAAAAUUCACAAAUCAUUCUUAAGUAUUUGCUUGCUGGAACUGUGUAGUAUAGGAAGCAGCUGAUAAUUAUCGCUCAUGUUUGUGAUUACUGUUGCUUAUAGCAUUAGAUGUUAUGUAAUCAGAGGAUUCUCAACUGAACGUCUCAUUUAUUGGAAAAUGGUCUAUAUUACUACC
Capsicum annuum is the source of this 2439-nucleotide messenger RNA. Its product is annotated as inactive LRR receptor-like serine/threonine-protein kinase BIR2. Gene Ontology annotation, molecular function: protein kinase activity; ATP binding; receptor serine/threonine kinase binding. The transcript has a single exon. NCBI's taxonomy places the organism in Eukaryota, Viridiplantae, Streptophyta, Magnoliopsida, Solanales, Solanaceae. The record is from RefSeq and is a predicted model, not a curated record. Gene Ontology annotation, biological process: protein phosphorylation. Bases 294 to 2111 code for a protein of 605 amino acids.